AUGGUGAAAUAUUUUUCUGUGGACUGGCUGGUCCAGAGGUCCAAGGACCUGCAUGGUGGAUCCGCCUGCAAGCCGCACAUUCCCUGCAUGGUGCAGCCGCGCCAGCCGGCUUAUGGCAAAAGUUAUCUGCAGCCUAAACCCAAACCUGCAAAGUCCCACUUUUGCAACACCUCACUUCCAACACGCUGCAGCUCACCAAUUUCAGAGACAAGCGGCUAUUCUUCCGGCUAUGACAGCGAAGCGGCUUCCUCCGAAUGUCAGUCCGUGGACGAGGCCUGCGAGGCGGACAAAGAUGCUCCGCAGCAGCGCCGAGUGCGCACCAAGUUCACGCCGGAGCAGAUCAACAAACUGAUCAAGAUGUUUGACAAGCACAAAUACUUGGAUGCCGGCGAGAGGGUGAAGAUCGCGCACAAGUUGGGCCUCACUGAAACUCAGGUGCGGACCUGGUUUCAGAACCGGAGGAUGAAACUGAAGCGGGACGUGCAGGACUUCAGCCCCCAAGUCACGCCGGUGAUGUUCCGUCACGUCCCUCCGGGCCACUACCGCCCCACGGGGGCCCAGCACCACCACUACCACCCCGGCCCUGCAGCCUUCUACCUGGCGGCCCCUCGGAUGCUCCUGCAGCAGCAAGUCAUCAUCCGCAACCCGCAGUUUUACUAA
Messenger RNA from Nerophis ophidion (straightnose pipefish), 660 nucleotides. Its product is annotated as homeobox protein vent1-like. The record is from RefSeq and is a predicted model, not a curated record. The transcript is spliced from 3 exons. Gene Ontology annotation, biological process: central nervous system development; neuron differentiation; regulation of DNA-templated transcription. Gene Ontology annotation, molecular function: DNA-binding transcription factor activity, RNA polymerase II-specific; DNA binding. Bases 1 to 660 code for a protein of 219 amino acids. NCBI's taxonomy places the organism in Eukaryota, Metazoa, Chordata, Actinopteri, Syngnathiformes, Syngnathidae.